UUCCUUUCCGUCUCUGGCCGGCUGGGCGCGGGCGACUGCUGGCGAGGCGCGUGGAACCUCGCGCUGGUUCCUCUCGGUCUCCUCUCCCGGCCCGGGCCACUAAGGAGUUCGCUGACGCCGGGUGAGCUGAGCCUGCCGCCAAGAUGCCGGCCUAUUUCCAGAGGCCGGAAAAUGCCCUCAAACGCGCCAACGAAUUUCUUGAGGUUGGAAAAAAGCAGCCUGCUUUGGAUGUUCUUUAUGAUGUUAUGAAAAGUAAGAAACACAGAACAUGGCAAAAGAUACACGAGCCAAUUAUGUUGAAAUACUUGGAACUUUGUGUGGAUCUUCGCAAGAGCCAUUUGGCUAAAGAGGGAUUAUACCAGUAUAAGAACAUUUGUCAACAGGUGAACAUCAAAUCUCUAGAGGAUGUUGUUAGGGCAUAUUUGAAAUUGGCAGAGGAAAAAACUGAAGCUGCUAAAGAAGAAUCUCAGCAGAUGGUUCUCGACAUAGAAGAUCUGGAUAAUAUUCAAACUCCUGAGAGUGUUCUUCUAAGUGCUGUAAGUGGUGAAGACACUCAGGAUCGUACUGACAGACUACUUUUAACUCCAUGGGUUAAAUUCCUUUGGGAAUCGUAUAGACAGUGUUUGGACCUUCUUCGAAAUAAUUCUAGAGUAGAGCGUCUCUACCAUGAUAUUGCCCAACAAGCUUUCAAAUUCUGCCUCCAGUAUACCCGUAAGGCUGAAUUCCGUAAGCUGUGUGACAAUUUGAGAAUGCACUUGUCACAGAUUCAACGCCACCAUAACCAAAGUACAGCAAUCAAUCUUAAUAAUCCCGAGAGCCAGUCCAUGCAUUUGGAGACCAGGCUCGUUCAGUUGGACAGUGCCAUCAGCAUGGAAUUGUGGCAGGAAGCAUUCAAAGCUGUGGAAGAUAUUCAUGGGCUAUUCACCUUGUCUAAGAAACCACCUAAACCUCAGUUGAUGGCAAAUUACUAUAACAAAGUCUCAACUGUAUUUUGGAAAUCUGGAAAUGCUCUUUUUCAUGCAUCUACACUCCAUCGUCUUUACCAUCUAUCCAGAGAAAUGAGAAAGAAUCUUACACAGGAAGAGAUGCAAAGAAUGUCUACUAGAGUCCUUUUGGCCACUCUUUCCAUCCCUAUUACCCCUGAACGUACAGAUAUUGCUCGACUUCUGGAUAUGGACGGCAUUAUAGUUGAAAAACAACGUCGCCUUGCAACGCUGCUAGGUCUUCAAGCCCCACCAACACGAAUUGGCCUUAUUAACGAUAUGGUCAGAUUCAAUGUAUUACAGUAUGUUGUUCCUGAAGUGAAAGACCUUUACAAUUGGCUGGAAGUAGAAUUUAACCCGUUAAAACUCUGUGAGAGAGUCACAAAGGUUCUCAACUGGGUUAGGGAACAACCUGAGAAGGAACCAGAACUGCAGCAGUAUGUCCCUCAGCUGCAGAGCAACACUAUCCUUCGCCUUCUGCAGCAGGUGGCACAAAUUUAUCAGAGCAUUGAGUUUUCUCGUUUGACUUCUCUGGUUCCUUUUGUUGAUGCUUUCCAACUGGAACGGGCUAUCGUAGAUGCUGCCAGGCACUGUGACCUGCAGGUUCGUAUUGACCACACUUCUCGGACCCUUAGUUUUGGUUCGGACUUGAAUUAUGCUACUCGAGAAGAUGCUCCAAUUGGUCCUCAUUUGCAAAGCAUGCCUUCGGAACAGAUCAGAAAUCAGCUGACGGCGAUGUCGUCAGUACUUGCAAAGGCACUUGAAGUCAUUAAGCCAGCUCAUAUUCUGCAAGAGAAAGAAGAACAGCAUCAGUUGGCUGUCACCGCAUACCUUAAAAAUUCACGAAAGGAGCAUCAGCGUAUCCUGGCUCGCCGUCAGACAAUUGAGGAAAGGAAAGAGCGCCUUGAGAGUCUGAAUAUUCAGCGUGAGAAAGAAGAAUUGGAGCAGAGGGAAGCUGAGCUUCAAAAAGUAAGGAAAGCUGAAGAAGAGAGGCUGCGGCAGGAGGCCAAGGAGAGAGAGAAGGAGCGCAUCUUACAGGAACAUGAACAAAUCAAAAAGAAAACUGUUCGUGAGCGUUUGGAGCAGAUCAAGAAAACGGAACUGGGUGCCAAAGCAUUCAAAGAUAUUGAUAUUGAAGAUCUGGAAGAAUUGGAUCCAGAUUUCAUCAUGGCUAAACAGGUUGAACAACUAGAGAAAGAGAAGAAGGAACUUCAGGAACGCCUGAAGAAUCAAGAAAAGAAGAUUGAUUAUUUUGAAAGAGCUAAACGCUUGGAGGAAAUCCCUUUGAUAAAGAGUGCAUAUGAAGAACAGAGGAUUAAAGACAUGGAUCUGUGGGAACAGCAAGAAGAAGAAAGAAUUACUACCAUGCAACUAGAACGUGAGAAGGCUCUUGAACAUAAGAAUCGAAUGUCACGGAUGCUUGAAGACAGAGAUUUAUUUGUAAUGCGACUCAAGGCCGCACGACAGUCUGUUUAUGAGGAAAAACUUAAACAGUUUGAGGAGAGACUAGCAGAAGAAAGGCAUAAUCGCUUGGAAGAACGUAAAAGGCAGCGUAAAGAAGAACGCAGAAUAACCUACCACAGAGAAAAAGAAGAGGAGGAACAGAGGAGGGCAGAAGAACAGAUGUUAAAAGAGCGUGAGGAGAGAGAGCGUGCUGAGCGGGCCAAACGUGAGGAAGAACUCCGAGAGUAUCAGGAGCGGGUCAAAAAAUUAGAAGAAGUAGAAAGGAAAAAACGCCAAAGAGAGCUGGAAAUUGAAGAAAGGGAACGACGUAGAGAGGAAGAGCGGAGACUUGGGGACGACCCACUUUCUAGAAAGGACUCUCGUUGGGGAGAUAGAGAUUCAGAAGGCACAUGGAGAAAAGGACCUGAAGUAGAUUCCGAGUGGAGAAGAGGCCCACCAGAGAAGGAGUGGAGACGUGGAGAGGGGCGGGAUGAGGAGCGGCCUCAUAGAAGAGAGGACGACCGACCCAGGCGCCUGGGGGACGAGGAAGAGAGAGAGUCUUCUCUCCGAGCGGAUGAUGAUCGCAUUCCCCGGCGUGGCAUGGAUGAGGACAGAGGUCCCAGACGUGGCCUUGAUGAAGACCGGUUCGCGCGCCGGGCGGCAGAUGAUGACCGGCCUUCCUGGCGCAGCGCGGACGACGACAGGCCUCCCAGACGGAUCGGCGAUGAAGACAGGGGCAGCUGGCGCCACGCGGAUGACGAUAGACCCCCUAGACGGGGACUGGACGAGGACAGAGGAAGCUGGCGAACAGCCGAUGAGGACAGAGGACCAAGACGUGGGAUGGAUGAGGACCGGGGGCCCCGGCGAGGAGGUGCGGAUGACGAGCGGUCUUCCUGGCGUAAUGCUGACGACGACCGGGGCCCCAGGCGCGGGCUGGACGACGACCGAGGACCUUGGAGGAACGCUGAUGACGACAGAAUUUCCAGACGUGGCGCAGAUGAUGACCGGGGGCCUUGGAGAAACACGGACGACGAUCGGAUUCCCAGAAGGGGCGAGGACUCAAGGCCUGGUCCCUGGAGACCGUUUGUCAAGCCAGGUGGAUGGAGAGAGAAAGAAAAGGCCAGAGAAGAGAGUUGGGGUCCACCUCGAGAAUCGAGACCAUCAGAAGAACGUGAAUGGGAUAGAGAGAAAGAAAGAGAGCGAGAUAACCAAGAUCGUGAUGAAAACGACAAGGACCCAGAGAAAGAAAGAGACCGAGACCGAGAAAGGGACAGAGAGCGAGAGGGGGAUCGAGAGGACCGCUUCAGACGGCCUAGGGACGAAGGUGGCUGGAGAAGAGGACCGGCGGAGGAAUCCUCGAGCUGGAGAGACUCCGCUCGCCGAGAUGAUCGGGAUCGGGAUGACCGUCGUCGGGAGAGAGAUGAUCGCCGUGACCUGAGAGAGAGGCGAGAUGACAGAGACCGAAGAGGACCGCCUCUCAGAUCAGAACGGGAAGAAGUAAGUUCUUGGAGACGCGCCGAUGACAGGAAAGAUGAGCGGGUGGAAGAGCGGGAAGCCCCUCGUCGUGUUCCUCCCCCAGCUCUUUCAAGGGACCGAGAAAGAGACCGAGAAAGGGAAAGAGAAGGCGAAAAAGAGAAGUCCUCGUGGAGAGCUGAGAAAGAUCGGGAAUCUCUUCGUCGUACUAAAAACGAGACUGAUGAGGAUGGAUGGACCACGGUACGACGUUAAAUCUCAAGAUAAUGGAUUCAAACUCAUGUCUCACAUAGGUUUGGCCACAUUCAAGGAUUAUUAUACUUGUGCUUCAACCAGUCUAAAUUGGAUUCUUUAAUGUUGUCUCACCAUAACACAAAAAGCAUGAACUUGCAUUAAUCCUCUAUAAUAGAUUGAUCAUGCAUCGUACCCACAGGAGGUUGGACGACGAGGCCAUUUUCUGGAAUUUAAGGUGUUGCAUUAUUUCAUCAAUCAUUUGUUUACAAAAGAGAAAAACUAAAAAAUAAAUUUAAAAUGUGAACCCUUCA
Messenger RNA from Suricata suricatta (meerkat), 4444 nucleotides. It is a transcript of the gene EIF3A, whose product is annotated as eukaryotic translation initiation factor 3 subunit A. Bases 144 to 4154 code for a protein of 1336 amino acids. Gene Ontology annotation, biological process: translation reinitiation; formation of cytoplasmic translation initiation complex. Lineage: Eukaryota; Metazoa; Chordata; Mammalia; Carnivora; Herpestidae. Gene Ontology annotation, molecular function: mRNA binding; translation initiation factor activity. The record is from RefSeq and is a predicted model, not a curated record. The transcript is spliced from 22 exons. Gene Ontology annotation, cellular component: multi-eIF complex; eukaryotic translation initiation factor 3 complex, eIF3m; eukaryotic translation initiation factor 3 complex, eIF3e.